GCAUGCCCGUGUACGAGGAGAAGCUCCUGUGCCCUCUUGCCAUCCGCUUCACGCAGACUGCCCGCCUCCGCGCCUCCGCUCCGCGUUCCGGGACGGCCGCGGCGUCGAGGCCGCGCGCGCCGAGGUCGGGGCCGCGCCCGGCCGCGGCGGCUACGACGUGGUGCUCGAGGCCCCGUUCCCGAGCAUCGAGGUCGUCCGCUGGGCGCCCGGCCAGCGCAGCCAGGGCGGCGGCAGGUGCGCGUCCAGGUCGGACGGGCAGUCCGAGACCGACUGGGACAGCGGGUCGGACGACCCCGACGACGAGCGGUGGUUCACGUACGACAACCGGCGGCUGUACUGCCUGCAGCAGGCGGCGCUGUCGCAUUGGCCGAAGCGCGUGGCGGCUGUGGUGCAGGUGAUGUACACGUCCAACAGGAACAUGCUCAAGCGGAAGUUCGACAGCCCAUCCCUAGGGAGGGAGGUCGACAUCAUGCGAGUGGGUGAGGACACGCCGUACACCACCUUCAACUGGCGCAGAGCGGUGAUGCUUUCCUCCCGUGGGCGCACGGUUGCCGCUGCGCUGGACGCGGUGGCGGUAGACGAGGAGAAGGGCUCCGUGGCCGAGCUCGCGGACGCGCCGCAGGCGCCGAGCGGCCUGGAGCGGAUGCUGCUCGCCCUCGCGCAGGAGGAGCGGCAGCCCGAGGAGCCGCGGGCCCGCGCCGGGCAG
Messenger RNA from Prorocentrum cordatum, 706 nucleotides. NCBI's taxonomy places the organism in Eukaryota, Dinophyceae, Prorocentrales, Prorocentraceae. The record is from the annotation of a GenBank genome assembly.